Messenger RNA from Gekko japonicus, 1180 nucleotides. Its product is annotated as filamin-B-like. Lineage: Eukaryota; Metazoa; Chordata; Lepidosauria; Squamata; Gekkonidae. The transcript is spliced from 3 exons. Gene Ontology annotation, biological process: actin cytoskeleton organization. Bases 56 to 811 code for a protein of 251 amino acids. Gene Ontology annotation, molecular function: actin filament binding. The record is from RefSeq and is a predicted model, not a curated record.
GUACCUUAACUUGGCCUGUAAGGGUUUGUCAGCCUGUUAAACUGUAUUUAGGCAUAUGCUGUGUUGCGUUGAUGCUAAGUUGCAGAGAGACUUUGGUAACUUUGCCAAUGCCUGGUGUUCCCCAUAUUCUCCUUUGACUUCUCGACAUCCCUUCCGCUUGCUGCCAUCUCGCCUCUUAAACCUCCCCUUUCUCCUCCCGGGUCUCCCCUCAGACAAGUACGCAGUCCGCUUUAUCCCCCGCGAGAACGGCAUCUACUCCGUCGACGUCAAGUUCAACGGCAGCCACAUCCCCGGCAGCCCCUUCAAGAUCCGUGUCGGGGAGGUGGGCCAGACCGGAGACCCGGGGAUGGUUUCUGCCUACGGCCCCGGCUUGGAGGGCGGUGUGACAGGGAAUCCCGCUGAGUUCAUCGUCAACACCACCAACGCGGGUCCUGGGGCGCUGGCGGUCACCAUCGACGGUCCCUCUAAGGUGAAGAUGGACUGCCUGGAGUGUCCGGAAGGCUACAAGGUCAUCUACACACCCAUGGCACCGGGCAGCUACCUCAUCUCCAUUAAGUAUGGCGGCCCGUACCACAUCGCCGGCAGCCCCUUCAAGGCCAAAAUCACAGGUAAGCGCCCCCCAGGGAACAACAUGUUGCUGGUGGGGGUCCACGGCCCCAAGACCCCCUGCGAGGAGAUCGUGGUGAAGCACCUGGGCAACCGCCUCUACAACGUCACCUACCUGCUGAAGGACAGAGGGGACUACGUGCUGGUGGUGAAGUGGGGGGACGAGCACAUCCCCGGCAGCCCCUUCCACAUCUCCGUGCCUUAAGCCCCACCCCCCCUCCCGCCUCGUCAUCGCACCGCCCCUCCCGAGGCCCCCCGCUCUGUAGCGCCACUGAUGCCUCCCACCGAAGACGCCGCCUCUCGGCUGGGGCCGCGUGUUUGCGUGCCAGUGAGGCUGGCGAUGGGGGUGGGGGGGGAACCAGGUUACCCUUAAAGUAAGCAAAGGGGUGGGUGGGUCAGAAUUUCCUGUGGAUCUGUUUACAUGCCGCCGCACUAACUCCCCCCACCCAGUUGGUCAGGGACUUCCUCUCCUCCCCUCGGAAGGGGAGGGGCAGGGGUGACCACACACUUCUUUCCUUGCCAAAGCACUGCCUUUCGUGCCCGUGGGACUGAAUCUAUGUGCCCCCCCCCCCCC